Molecule: messenger RNA, 3283 nt
Organism: Theobroma cacao (cacao)
Lineage: Eukaryota; Viridiplantae; Streptophyta; Magnoliopsida; Malvales; Malvaceae
Product: pentatricopeptide repeat-containing protein At3g20730-like
Biological process (GO): RNA modification
Cellular component (GO): intracellular membrane-bounded organelle
Molecular function (GO): protein binding; RNA binding
Source: RefSeq, a predicted model, not a curated record
UGACAAGAAGCGACGUCGUGUAAGAAGAGAGAGUAGGUUAACGUUGCUUUCCUUUUUUUUUUUUUCUUCUUUUUUGUGAUUGAACGUUGCUUUCCUCACCAGCAUGGUGAUUUUCUAGUUCUCUGUUCAUCUGAGAAUACCAGAAAAAAACCAUGAAUGUUGUCCGUAUAAAAACAGCUAAAGCCAUCAACUUUCUUAACCGAACACAACUCAGAGGCACGAAAUCUUUGUGCAAUGGAGGUGAAAUUCAACAAGAUUCCAAAUUGGUUCAAUUGGAUUCUUCCUUUUACAUGAGAAUUUUGCAGCUUUGCAUCAAUUCUAAAGCCAAAAGGCAAGCCCUUCUAGUUCACAGCCAAAUUAUAACAAAUGGGUAUAUUUCUAAUGUCCAUUUAGCUACUAAAUUAAUUAUUUCUUAUGCCAAAAUUGGUGACAUGAUUGCUGCAAAGAAAGUGUUUGAUAAAAUGAGUGAAAGAACUAUUGUGUCAUGGACGGCUGUGAUUUCAGGGUAUUCCCAGAAUGGGUUCUUUGAGAAUGCCUUGUUGGUAUUUUCGGAGAUGCGAAAAGCGGGUUUUAAGGGUAAUCAGUUCAGUUAUGGGAGUGCACUGAAAGCUUGUACUGGUUUGAGGUGUUUGGAAAGAGGGUUGCAAAUUCAAGGGUGUGUUGAGAAAGGGAGGUUUGUCAUGAACCUGUUUGUUCAGAGUGGGUUACUUGAUUUGCACGCAAAGUGUGGAAACAUGGAGGAUGCUAGUCGGUUGUUUUAUAGAAUGGGAGAAAGGGAUUUGGUUUCCUGGAAUGUGAUGAUUGGUGGAUUUGCUCUUCAAGGAUUCCCUGAUGAUGCAUUUCAAUUGUUCCGAGAAAUGAUGAGAGAAGGAAAGAUCCCUGAUUGCUUUACCUUUGGUAGUGUUUUAAGAGUCUCCUUUGGGGAGGGUGGCCUCAUGAAGGUCAGCCAAGUACAUGGACUGAUCACCCUACUGGGGUUUGAAUCGUGUAAUUUGUUGGCUGGAUCACUAAUUGAUGCUUAUUCUAAAUGUGGAAAUCUACAGUGUGCUUCUAAGUUAUAUAGGAAUAUGCCAAAGAAAGACAUUAUAUCUUGCACGGCCUUGAUCGCUAGCUUUGCACGUCAGGGCAAGCACAAUAGGGAUCCCUUGGAUCUCUUUAAAGAAAUAAACUCAACGCAAAUGGGAAUGGAUAAUAUGAUAUUGUGCUCUAUUCUUAACAUAUGUGCUAAUGUAGCAGAACUGAGCUUGGGAAGACAGAUCCAUGCUUUUUCUUUGAAAUGUCAACCAAGUAGUGAUUUGGCAAUGGGCAAUGCUCUAAUUGAUAUGUAUGCAAAAUCUGGACAAAUAAAAGAUGCUAACAAGGUAUUUAAUGAAAUGGAUGAGAGAAAUGUGAUUUCGUGGACAUCACUUAUUGCUGGGUAUGGAAGGCAUGGAUAUGGUCAUGAGGCAAUUGCAUUAUAUGAGAAAAUGGAGCAUGAAGGGUUGAAGCCAAAUGAUGUAACUUUUUUGUCCCUUCUCUUUGCUUGUAGCCAUACUGGGUUGGUUAAUGAAGGUUUAGAAUUAUUUAAUGCAAUGAUUAGCAAAUACAAGAUAUUACCCCGAGCUGAGCAUCUUUCCUGUAUGGUUGAUCUCCUUGCACGUGGAGGGCAGUUAGAAGCUACUUAUAAUCUGAUACAAGAGAUGAAUAUUGAGCCUACAACAUCACUUUGGGGUGCCCUUCUUGGGGCUAGUAACAUCUAUGGCAACAUGUCUAUAGGAGAAGCAGCAGCAGCACACCUUUUUAAUAUGGAUCCAGAGAAGUCAGUUAACUACAUUGCCUUAGCUGGAAUAUAUGCAGGAGCUGGUGCAUGGGAAAAUGCUUGGGAGACACGUAAAUUAAUGGACAAAAGAAGUGCAGUAAAGGAUCCGGCAUACAGCCUUCUGAGCUCUACAGAGAAGAAAGUGGUGCUUUUGCAGCUACAUUGAAAGGGUCAAACUAUCUUAUUAUGUUGUUCAUGUAGGAGAUGCAGCAUUAUUUACAAAUUACAAGAACUUUUCUAGACACUUAAAUUUAUGUUGAUGGUUAGAAGAGUUGGAGUAUUGGUUUUGUUUAUUGUCAUUCUAUUCAAAGGACAUCAAUUCGGUUGACUAAUGUCCUUCUGAUGCUGCACAUCAUCCUGGCAAGGAGAUUCUUUUAUCUUGGGGAAAUGAGGGAUGAUGAUUGAGAGCAAAGGCCUUCAAUUUGGCUAUUCUAUCUUAAGUUGAUGGCUUAAGUGAACACAGUGAUCGGCUGUUGUAAAUCUAUGAUUAACUUUGGUUGCAUGUGGGUCUAACUAGCCCAUUCAAUCAGACAGACUUAGCUUGUCUUGUUGGUGGAAUAUCUUUGACACGCACCAAGCUCAUAGUUAAAUAAAGUCAAGGCUGGGGAUGUCAUCAAAUCUUCAAUAAUGUGAUUGCUCCAUUUUUUUCAUCCACUCUACACCCAAAAAUCACCGAAGAGAUAAAAGCUGCAGCUGAACAUGCAAAUGCUGCUAAGUUCAUUGAUGAAUUACCUCAGGACAUAAGUAGGAAUUCCAAGCAAAGCAACUCCAGGCAUAAAUUAUAGCCCAGAGAAAAUAUGGUACUGCCACAAAUUGAGGUGUAACCAUGAUAGAGCAACAAAGUUCUAGCAUUCUAAAUGUUUUUGACCAGGUUGUUUAAGAAAUUCAACUGGUGACCUUCUAACGGCCAUGUUUUCCUCCAUCGGGUGAUGCUAGGAGAAUCGAAGUAUCAACUUAAGAUGGUAAGUUGGUGCUGUAAGAUGACCAUAUCUUACCCAAAACAGAGAAUGGUUUGUGGAUAUGCAAAGUCUGUCUGCUCCUGACUUGUGGAUGCUUAAUGCUAAUUUAUCCUUCAGUUAAACAGGGAUGUUACAGACUUACAGGGGCAUCAUCAGGAACAAAGUUGGAUCUUGAGAAGAGCCAUGUUGCUGUAGUGUUUCAUGAACUGGAUUGGCGGCUACCAAUUAUUGUAGAGUUUUUUUCUUUCUCCUUUUAUCUUUUCUUUUUCUGUCAUUGACAUUUGCUGCAAAGAAGUUGUAAGAAAUUUCGUUGAAAAUGAAGAAAAUUGUAGAAAACAUAAAGUAAAAUGUUGUCUAAAUUUCAGUUCGAAAGCUUAAGACCUGUGUAGCAGAUUGUUAGGAAAGAGGAGGAGAAGAGGGAGGGGGUCAACACCAUAACUCUGUGAUGCCAAUUUGUUCAGCCGCUGUAAUUAAACUAUCUUUGAAUUCCUAUAUUUCCUUCUAAUAAAUUGAUACAACUUUACCA